Messenger RNA from Camelina sativa (false flax), 2147 nucleotides. Lineage: Eukaryota; Viridiplantae; Streptophyta; Magnoliopsida; Brassicales; Brassicaceae. The record is from RefSeq and is a predicted model, not a curated record.
UCACAUUACACUCACACGCAUUGACGCGACUGGAAUAAUUCCAAUUGCAGUCAAACAAAAACCCAAUUCAUCUUCUUCUUCCUCCUCCUCCUCAAAUCUCAAAUCUUUCGAUCUGGGUUUCUCUCUUUCAAUCCUCAAACCUCAUCUUCUUUAAACCCAUUAGCUAAAGUCUCCACCUUUACUAGCAAAUGGGUUGCUUCAGCAGUAAACACCGGAAAACUCAAAACCACGGCGGAGAAAGAUCAAUUCCGAUCAACCCAGUUCAAGCCCAUGUCGCUAAUCAAGCCCCCGAGCAUCGUAAACCUCAAAUCCCAAUACCCAAACCCACAAACCAACCAAUCCAUCAACAGAUUUCAACACCUUCAUCGAACCCAAUCUCAGUUCGAGAUCCAGAUACCAUAUUAGGUAAACCAUUCGAAGACAUCAGGAAAUUUUACAGCUUGGGGAAAGAACUAGGUCGAGGUCAGUUUGGGAUUACGUAUAUGUGUAGAGAGAUUGAAACUGGGAACACUUACGCUUGCAAAUCGAUUCUUAAGAGGAAGCUGAUCAGUAAGCAGGACAAAGAGGAUGUGAAGAGAGAGAUUCAGAUAAUGCAGUAUUUGUCUGGACAGCCAAACAUUGUUGAGAUCAAAGGUGCUUAUGAGGAUAAACAAUCUGUACAUUUGGUUAUGGAGUUGUGUGCUGGUGGUGAGUUGUUUGAUAGGAUUAUAGCUCAGGGUCAUUACUCUGAGAGAGCUGCUGCUGGUAUCAUUAGGUCUAUUGUCAAUGUUGUUCAGAUUUGUCACUUUAUGGGUGUGGUUCAUCGAGAUCUCAAGCCUGAGAAUUUCUUGCUUUCGAGUAAAGAAGAGAAUGCUAUGCUUAAAGCUACUGAUUUCGGGUUGUCUGUCUUCAUCGAAGAAGGAAAAGUUUACCGGGAUAUAGUUGGGAGUGCUUACUACGUUGCUCCUGAAGUAUUAAGGCGAAGUUACGGUAAAGAAAUCGACAUUUGGAGUGCAGGUGUUAUUUUAUACAUCCUACUCAGCGGUGUACCUCCUUUUUGGGCCGAAAAUGAGAAAGGAAUAUUCGAUGAGGUUGUAAAAGCUGAAAUUGAUUUUGAAAGCCAACCAUGGCCUUCUAUAUCUGAGAGUGCGAAAGAUCUUGUUAGGAAGAUGCUAACCAAAGACCCGAGGAGACGAUUCACAGCUGCACAGGUUCUUGAACAUCCUUGGAUCAAAGGGGGAGAAGCACCAGACAAGCCUAUUGAUAGCGCUGUGUUAUCUCGUAUGAAGCAAUUCCGAGCAAUGAACAAACUUAAGAAGCUAGCUCUAAAGGUUAUCGCAGAGAGUCUAUCAGAAGAGGAGAUCAAAGGUCUGAAAACCAUGUUUGCGAAUAUAGAUACUGACAAAAGCGGGACAAUUACUUAUGAAGAACUCAAAACUGGGCUAACUAGACUUGGGUCUAGACUCUCUGAAACUGAAGUUAAGCAACUCAUGGAAGCGGUAAGUUAUCUACAGCAUCUUGACAUCGUCCAUAUCAUCUUGCAGUCAGGUUCUUUGAAACACAUGAUGAUAACUUUUCAGGCUGACGUGGAUGGUAAUGGAACGAUUGACUACUACGAGUUUAUAUCUGCGACAAUGCAUAGAUACAAAUUAGAUCGAGAUGAGCAUGUAUACAAAGCAUUUCAACACUUUGAUAAAGACAACAGCGGGCACAUAACUAGGGAUGAGUUAGAAAGUGCCAUGAAGGAAUAUGGAAUGGGAGAUGAAGCGAGCAUAAAAGAAGUUAUAUCCGAAGUUGAUACCGACAAUGAUGGAAAAAUAAACUUUGAGGAAUUUUGCGCAAUGAUGAGAAGCGGCUCCACGCAGCCACAAGGGAAACUGCUUCCAUUCCAUUGACCACGACGGCAUAGAUUCCAGCAGUUUAUCAACCGAAGCGAUUCUUAAACCCGGAGAAGAAGAGUCAAACCGGGGGAAAACCGAGAUGGGAGUAGUUGAUAUACUGUCUCAAAAUGUUCUACUUUUCUUCUCUGUGUUUGAACAGAUUUAUUUAUCCUUCUCCUUAGUUAGUCUGAAACUGAGUUUGAGAUACUGUCAUGUCUUAGCUCUUUGUAACAAUAACAAAUCCAGCUCUUUUUUUGGUGUAACUUAUUAAGACUUUCAAAGAGUAAA